Hipposideros armiger (great roundleaf bat) is the source of this 1633-nucleotide messenger RNA. It is a transcript of the gene PIK3IP1, whose product is annotated as phosphoinositide-3-kinase interacting protein 1. The record is from RefSeq and is a predicted model, not a curated record. The coding region runs from base 126 to 932 and encodes 268 amino acids. Lineage: Eukaryota; Metazoa; Chordata; Mammalia; Chiroptera; Hipposideridae. The transcript has 6 exons.
UAAAGAGAGGCUGUUUACCAGAAGAGCAUAACAAGGGCAGGUCUGACUGCAAGGCUGGGACAGAGAGGCAGAGCUGCCGCCAAAGGGGACUCUGGUUGGACACCGGUUGGUCAAUCACCUGCAGGAUGAAGGUGGUGAGGAUGCUGUUAGCCUGCAUGCAAACAUUCCUCCUCAGCAACAUGCUCCUAGCAAAAGUCUAUGGAUCUGGAGGCUGCUUCUGGGACAACGGCCACCUGUACAGGGCGGACCAGCCCUCCCCCUCGCCGGGCCUCCGCUGCCUCAACUGGCUGAAUGCGCCGAACAGCCUGGCCUCUGCGCCCGAGUCCGGCGCCGGCAACCACAGCUACUGCCGGAACCCGGACCGGGACCCGCGCGGACCCUGGUGCUACGUCAGCGGCGAGGCGGGCGCUCCGGAGAAGCGGCCUUGCGAGGACAUGCGCUGCCCAGAGACUGCUUCCCAGGACCCGCCAAUCUCCACAACAGAAACCAAGAAGGCGUCUGAAAUGCCAGGUGGAGAUGAGGUGCAGGUGUUCCCUCCUGCCAACACCCUGCCUGCCCUGAGCGAGGUGGCAGCUGUUCAGCCUGUGAUUGGAAUCAGCCAGCGGGUGCGGGUGAACUCUAAGGAGAAAAAGGAUCUGGGAACCCUAGGUUAUGUGCUGGGCAUUACCAUGAUGGUGAUAAUCAUCGCCAUUGGAGCUGGCAUCAUCUUGGGCUACACCUACAAGAGGGGGAAGGACCUGAAAGAGCAGCAUGAGCAGAAGGUGUGUGAAAGGGAGAUGCAGCGAAUCACCCUGCCCUUGUCUGCCUUCAGCAACCCCACCUGUGAGAUCGUGGAUGAGAAGACUGUCGUGGUCCACACCAGUCAGACUCCCAUCGACCUUCAGGAGGGCAGCGCCCCCCUGAUGGGUCAGGCAGGCACUCCUGGGGCCUGAGCCCCUGCACAGUGGGCAGGAGCCCAUGCAGACACUGGUGCAGGAUGGCAUACCCUCCUACAGAUGGGAGAACCAACACUUUUUGUUGUGGUUAAAACCCUCCCCCCACUUUUUUUUUUUCCUUUUGUUUUUUUUGUGAAUCAUAAGCAGAUGGCACUGUGGGCUCAGGGCGAGUCUGGGUAGGGUCCUACCGAUGCUCUUUCUCCAUUCCUUGGAGUGGGAGUUUGCCCAUGGAUGGAGACAGUGGCAGUCCGCCUUCCUCCCCCCAGCAGUGUGGCUGACAAGGGCUUCCAAACACUGCCUGCGCCCCGGAACUGAAUCAGGGACAGACAGGGAGCUCUCCCAGGCUCCUCUGUGCUUUAUUAUCUAAGGUGGCCUUGGGGUCCGCCCUUCCAUUUGUUCUCUGUGGGUUUGAAUGGCGUACACUGUUAUUCAUAGUUCAGGUCAAGCAGGACGAGAGGUGGCAUUUAAAAAAAUAUAUUUAGUUUUUUAAAUAUUUGGGAUGGAACUCCCUCCUGACCUCUGAGAAUGGGAAGUGAGUUUGUGUAACAGUCUAAACUGUGGGUUGAGAACGGGAUCUAGGCUGGGGGCUGCUGGGUGUGCUCCAGCCUGCUGGCAGAGAUGUGCCUUGACAACAGCGGGCCAGGCCUGGACCUGGGGCCAGGGACUCUUCCUGUUUCACAAGGAACGGAACGGAAAAA